This is a messenger RNA of Carica papaya (papaya), 2552 nucleotides long. RefSeq names its product GRAS family transcription factor. Lineage: Eukaryota; Viridiplantae; Streptophyta; Magnoliopsida; Brassicales; Caricaceae. The record is from RefSeq and is a predicted model, not a curated record.
AUCUGAAAUGGAAAAUGUAGGACCCACUGUUCAUUUGUAGGGACUUUAAAGAGCUUUCGUUCUCUAAAGCUAUUCUUAUCAUCUCUCUCUCUCCAUCUCUCUCCCUCUGUAGCUUGCUGCUGGCUCGAGGAAAUCCAAGCUAUAAGCCUGUGAUCCCGUUACUUCUGGGCCUUUACUCGUCUGCUUCUGUUCUUUUUUCCGGCGAGAUUUGGCCGGAGAAUGGCAUAUAUGUGUGCGGACAGUGGCAAUCUAAUGGCAAUAGCGCAGCAAGUGAUUAAGCAAAAGCAACAGCAAGAACAGCAGCAGCAGCAGCAUAAUCAACAACAGCAGCUUCUUGGUCUUAAUCCUUUUUCUCUUAAUCCCUGGCCCAGUAGUGCUACUCACCACCCCAUGUCAAAUGCUUCAAAUUUGGGUUAUUCCCUUUCGGGUCCUGGCUUUGCCGACCCUUUUCAGGUCGCCGGCGGUGGAGAUGCGGGGGAGUCAGGCUUUCAGUUCCCGCAUAUAGAGCAUCACUCUACCGGGUUCCGUUUCUCUGAUUUCGGGGGUGGUGCUGGCGGCGAGUUUGAUUCUGAUGAGUGGAUGGAUAGUUUGAUGGGUGGUGGGGAUUCGACGGAUAGUUCAAAUCUGCCCUCGGGUUGCGAACCUUGGCAGCAUAGUUCUGAUUUUAGCCUCUACGGGCCUGAUCCGUUUGUCACCGGCCCGAGUCGACUCGGUGUGGCGUGCUCUCCGCCUUCCGAUCUGAACCCAGUUAUCUUCACCGAGACCCAGAAGAGUCCGGCGGCAACUCUUCAACAGCCUCAGGUCACUGCGUGGGCUCCUUCACCGCCACAAUUACCCUCGCCGCAGCCUCUGCAAGCGUUAUUGAAAGACACCAAGACCACUAACUCCCAAACCCUGAAUCUUCUCAAAAACGACCCCGUUGGGGUCUCUUCGAGCUCACCGGAACCUGUAUCAUCACCUCCGCUUUUCAAAGCCUUACUCGACUGUGCCAGACUCGCGGAGUCAGAGCCCGAUCGUGCGGUGAAAUCUCUGAUUUGUCUCCGUGAAUCGGUGUCCGACCAAGGAAAUCCGACUGAGCGAGUAGGAUUUUAUUUUACUGAGGCUCUUCACAGUAGGCUAUCCCUGCAAGCAGAGAAAAGCUUGACCAUUGUGGAGACUUCCUGCGAGGAUUUCACUCUGUCUUAUAAAGCCCUAAACGAUGCCUGUCCUUACGCCAAAUUUGCUCAUUUAACAGCUAACCAGGCGAUACUCGAGGCGACGGAGACGGCGAGCAUGAUUCACAUAGUCGAUUUUGGGAUUGUUCAAGGGGUUCAGUGGGCGGCGCUGCUGCAAGCUCUGGCUACCAGGACUGCCGGAAAACCCGCUCGAAUCCGGAUCUCGGGUAUUCCGGCUCCCGCUCUCGGGAAAUCCCCGGGUUCAUCUUUACUGGCUACUGGAAAUCGUCUUCGUGAUUUUGCAAAGCUUCUUGAUUUGAACUUCGAGUUCGAGCCAAUUCUUUCCCCGAUUCAGGAGCUCAACGAAGCGACUUUCCGAGUUGAGCCUGACGAGGUUUUGGCUGUGAACUUCAUGCUUCAAUUAUAUAAUCUGUUGGACGAGACUACAGCUGCUGUGGAGGCUGCGCUAAGGUUGGCCAAAUCACUGAAACCAAAAAUCGUGACGCUGGGGGAGCACGAAGCGAGCUUGAAUCGGGUCGGGUUUGCCAGCCGGUUCAAUAACGCAUUAAGGUUUUACGCUGCGGUGUUUGAAUCGCUCGAGCCAAAUUUGACCAGAGACUCGCCUGAGAGGCUCCAAGUCGAGCGAUUGUUACUUGGCCGGAGGAUUUCCGGCGUGAUUGGACGAGAGGAACCGGAAACCAGAAGAGAACGCAUGGAGGACAAGGAGCAAUGGAGGGUUUUAAUGGAAAGCUGCGGCUUUGACUCGGUCCCACUCAGCCAUUACGCAAUGAGUCAAGCUAAGAUACUUUUGUGGAACUAUAAUUACAGUCCUCUCUACUCACUGAUCGAUUCUGAACCUGGGUUUCUCUCCCUAGCCUGGAACGAAGUCCCUCUCCUCACUGUUUCUUCAUGGCGUUGAUGGUUUUUUGGCCGAAAUUAUAUAAAGUUUCCACCUGGUAAUUUUUCUCUUCGGUGCGAAGCAAAACGGAUUAUUCAGUGUCGAUACGCCAUUGAUGUUCCUGUGGGGUGCUUUUUCCUCUCUUGCUAGAUAAAAAUAUGAUAGUCCUAAUCAGUGUUGAUUAGUAGAAGGUAUUGUUUUUAAUUAAAAGCAUUGUAGAAGUGCACUAAUGGAGUCACUAGCUUUUAUUAGAUUCUACAGUUUGGAGAUUUUUACUUUCUUCUUAGAUUUUAUGGGUUUCCCUUCUGCUUUCCGCUGGGUUUUUGUCACUGGUUCUGAAACUUUCUUUUCGGGUUCUCCUUCAAAUUGUAAAAAGAAGAAGACGAGGGAAAUGAAAUUGAAAAGAAAACAGAGAUUUCUUUCCCUUGGUGGUAAUUGUAACUCUGUAUAUAAAAUUUGAAUCUUUGGAUAUCAAAAAUUUGGUGUCAAUUUAACCUUUC